Oncorhynchus keta (chum salmon) is the source of this 2193-nucleotide messenger RNA. Its product is annotated as leucine-rich repeat-containing protein 75B-like. The transcript has 4 exons. The record is from RefSeq and is a predicted model, not a curated record. Bases 266 to 1456 code for a protein of 396 amino acids. NCBI's taxonomy places the organism in Eukaryota, Metazoa, Chordata, Actinopteri, Salmoniformes, Salmonidae.
GCUACACUGACUGCUCGAGCUCUGUUGUGGCAGUGCAUGGUUAUAACGGCAAGACGGUGGAAAUUAUUUGAAUAUGAGUAGAAAGCUAUGCAAUACUGCUGGUGUAAUGCUCUCAAUGUAAUCUAAUAGAGAAUAUAGUAAUUUAUCAACCUAUAUUUUCUCCCUUUGUUUUCAUACUGUUCAGAUAAAAAAAAGCGUGUGUUCGUUACUCAAUAUCCAAGUUUAGGCUACUGUGUAACUGUUAUGGCUAGAUUCUGUCAGGUACAUGUGUAUAGCGUCUAGGAACCGUUGUUCAACUGAAACAUUCUGUGAAGUAAUGGGUUCUAAAUUGACCAGGCAAAGAAGUCUGGACCAAAUAGAAACCACAUUUUCCAACAGGAGACGCCAGCAGCAUGACAGCUCCGGAGCAAGUGAGCGGAGUAGUGGCAGGGGAGGCGGGGAAUUCUUGUUUACAUCCCUGAUGCUGAAGUCAGAUAAGCUCCCAGGGAUGCUGCGGAAAACCAAGCACAGCCCCUAUGUGAGACGGGUGGCAUGGAUCCGGGAAAUACAGAAGCUUCUUCGAGAACAGAAACAAGAACAUGCAGUCGAGGUGCUCAAAUUGCUAAGAAAGGACUUGGGACUCCAGGGAACAUCCCUCAAUGAUAUCCUCUAUAAGAACUCAGCCUUUCUCAACCUGGUGGAUCCAAUCUCCCAUGAGCUCUUGCUCAGCCUGGCCAAAGACAUGCAGUGUCCAAAGAGGGAAACAGAUACACUGAAGACAUCCAACAAGAUCUGCAGACAGCUGAUAUUCCACCUGACCCCUCACUCCAAGUGGAUGAGACAAAGCCUUCCCAGGAGGAAGUCGCAGGCCUGUCUUAAAACCACACUGAAGAAGAAACUGACCAACGACGUGGCCAACCUGUCUGGCAUCCCUCUGUCUGGCCGAGACAUCCACCGGGUGGCCUACUACCUCCAGAGUAGCGGCAACUCUGUGUCGGCCGUGGACCUCAGCUUCACUGAGCUGCAGGACGAGAGCCUGCGUCUACUGCUGCCCUACCUGGGCUCCAUGCCCAAGCUCACCACCCUGGCCAUCAACGGCAACCGUCUGACGGUGGGCGUGCUGAAGGACCUGACGGAGGUGGUGAAGAACCCCCUCCAGUUCGCCAGCCUGGCAUGGGUGGACUUGGGCAACAACGUGGACAUCUUCACUGUGCCACAGCCCCUCCUAGUGGCCCUGCGUAGACGCUUCGGCCUCCGGAGCAGCCUGCCCACCAUUCCCGAGUAUAGCGAGGUGCAUGUCUAUAGUAGUUAUACCCUGGAGACCUCUAUUGAAGAACCCAGCCAGUAUGAGGAGGAGGGAGAGGAGGAGGAGGAGGGAGAGGGAAAAGAGGAGGAAGAUAAGCUGGAGCUAGAGGCAUGGGGAGGUGGGGAGAAGUGUGUAUCCACGAUUGUGGCUCUAAACUACUGUGAGAGGUGAUGAGCCAGCGUUGUAAUUUGACAACCCUUUGUACCCUACUGUCCCCUCACCUUGGCCUGAGCCCUGCCUUCCGUUUCAGCAUGUGUCAUCAUCGCAGGAGAAGCUUGGGGUCACCAAAUUCAUAAACCACUCACGAGGAGAAAACCCUGUUUUGUGUUGUCUCUUUAUAUGUUCCCGGUUGCAGAGAGAGUUCAAGCCAGUUUUGCCAGAAAAUUUACAUUUGAGAAAAAACAGACUGUUCUUGUGUUGGUAAAGACAUAGGUAUUCUAGGCACUGCAGUGAUAUUUUUACUUAGUCCUCCUGCGUAUGUCAUUCUUUAUGAGCAAAGCAAUCCUACACAACAGGAAUAAGACAGAUUAGAUUUCACCUGACUGUUUUGGCUUUCUAAUGUCAAGUGCUUUUUUCUAAUGAGGUACUUCCAUGUAGCACAUGCAGAUUGGAUGACACAGUGGGAGGGUUUGUUUCUAUAAAUAUGCUGCUGUGUUUUAUUGCACAACACACAACAUUUACUAAACGCUGAUUUCAAAACAGAUGGUUUCAAUUAUACAUCCACCAGAUUCACAUUUAUCCAAAAAUAGUUUUUAUCUUCCAAGUAGAGCAGACCCGACUAGGCUGUGAACCUCUGAGUGAGCCUCAACUGGCAGGUUCUGGGUCAGGCUGCCCUUGCCCUGAGCUGGGUGCUGGGGAGAGGACACCCUGUCUGUCUGUCUGUCUGUCUGUCUGUCUGUCUGUCUGUC